Racocetra persica is the source of this 391-nucleotide messenger RNA. The record is from the annotation of a GenBank genome assembly. Lineage: Eukaryota; Fungi; Glomeromycota; Glomeromycetes; Diversisporales; Gigasporaceae.
AUGUCUCUUGUUUAUAAUGAAGUAUCUAGACUUAAUUUGCACAGUGAAGAUAAAACAGCGCUCCGUAUCAUUUUUACUAAUAAUCCAAAAAUAAAAGAAGAGGUAAACAUGGUUCUUAUGUCAAUUGAAAAUGAUAAUGAAAAGAUAAGUUAUUUGAAAUUAACUAUCAAGCGCAAGAAAGUCCGUCCAUGGAAUGAAACUGAAGAAGAUCUAGGAAAGUUUUGGAGUUUUUUAGUGAAUGCUAAAAUUGAUAAUAAUUUCCUUCAGCUACCAGAAGGCGUCUACUUCUUGGGUGAGAAAGAGCAAGGCGCUAUUUUAUAUAUCCGUGAAUGUUACCUCCACUUAGUUGAUAUUAUCUUUAAUGGGAAAAUACGUCGUUGUCGUAUUACUG